ACCUGCCAUUUACACAGGAGAACGAAAUCCUUCUCUCUCUGCAAAAGAGAGUUUCGACCUUCUUCCAUGGUUUCUUCUCUUUCCGUUCGUCGCAGUUGUUCCCACUCUCAAAACCGUUGCAUCUGAAAAAGAUAAAACCCUAAAAACCGAAAGAGAGAGAGAGGAAAUAAAAUAUAGGGUUAGAGUUAGGAUGGCGAGAAGAACGCUACCUCUCAUCCACCACCUCCUCCGAAAACCCUCUCCUCCUUCUCUAGGGUUAGGGUUUGAUCAGACCAGCGUCCGAUCCGUCACCUACAUGCCUCGCCCCGGUGACGGAGCCCCCCGCGCCGUAACCCUAAUUCCCGGCGACGGCAUCGGACCGCUGGUGACCGGCGCCGUACAGCAGGUGAUGGAGACAAUGCACGCUCCAGUAUACUUCGAGUCCUACGAUGUCCACGGCGACAUGACGCGGGUUCCGCAGGAGGUGAUCGACUCGAUCCGGAAGAACAAGGUCUGUCUCAAGGGUGGCCUGGCCACCCCGGUCGGCGGUGGUGUCAGUUCCCUCAACGUGCAGCUCCGGAAGGAGCUUGACCUCUAUGCGUCGCUCGUCAACUGCUUCAACCUUGAGGGGCUCCCGACAAGGCACGAGAAUGUUGACAUCGUUGUGAUCAGGGAGAACACAGAGGGCGAGUACUCUGGGCUCGAGCAUGAGGUCGUCCCUGGCGUUGUUGAGAGCCUCAAGGUGAUCACAAAGUUCUGUUCAGAGCGAAUUGCUAAGUAUGCAUUUGAGUAUGCUUACCUUAACAACAGAAAGAAAGUGACAGCCGUACACAAGGCCAACAUUAUGAAACUUGCAGAUGGUCUCUUUCUAGAAUCUUGUCGAGAGGUUGCUACAAAGUAUCCUGGGAUAAAGUAUAAUGAGAUUAUUGUGGAUAACUGUUGCAUGCAACUUGUUUCGAAGCCUGAGCAAUUCGAUGUCAUGGUGACGCCAAACCUGUAUGGAAAUCUGGUGGCAAAUACGGCAGCAGGUAUUGCGGGAGGCACUGGUGUCAUGCCCGGAGGUAAUGUUGGCGCCGAUCAUGCCGUAUUCGAGCAAGGUGCUUCGGCAGGCAAUGUGGGGAAUGAGAAUAUAGUGGAGCAGAAGAAGGCGAACCCGGUUGCCUUGCUUCUGUCAUCCGCGAUGAUGCUGCGGCAUUUGCAGUUCCCUUCUUUUGCUGAUCGGUUAGAAACUGCUGUCAAGCGCGUGAUAGCAGAAGGCAAGUACCGGACCAAAGAUCUUGGUGGAAGGAGCACCACCCAAGAAGUUGUUGAUGCGGUCAUUGCGGUAUUGGAUUGAUGCCUAGGCUAUCUACUCUUUAAAUCAUUUUUCAUCUGAAAGGUAGUAAGGUAAAUUGCCCAUCCAUGAUUUCAUUCCUUGCUUUUUAGAGCUACAAUAACUUACAAGCCUUUCAGGUUUGGGCAAACUGGAAAACAAAUUUUUUUUUCCAGAAUAAUUGAGUUCUUUUUUGUUAAACAAAAAAAUCUUAAUCGACGGCAAUGUGAAGUGUGUAAAUAAAGCUUAAUACAAUUUGAUGUUUGUUUUGCUUGCA
Molecule: messenger RNA, 1568 nt
Organism: Magnolia sinica
Lineage: Eukaryota; Viridiplantae; Streptophyta; Magnoliopsida; Magnoliales; Magnoliaceae
Product: isocitrate dehydrogenase [NAD] regulatory subunit 1, mitochondrial
Exons: 4
Coding region: 191-1315 (374 amino acids)
Biological process (GO): isocitrate metabolic process; tricarboxylic acid cycle
Cellular component (GO): mitochondrion
Molecular function (GO): isocitrate dehydrogenase (NAD+) activity
Source: RefSeq, a predicted model, not a curated record